CAGUCAGACUGCCGCGGACCGUCAAGCCGUUGCGUCGGGCCGCUGCGACCUGCGACGCCGGCGUUGAGCGAAGCGUCCAUUUUCCGCGAGGAGGUAGGCCGCAGGCGUCAUCGUUGUUAUCACACUCGUCAUUGUUGUCGUUAUCGUUCUCGAGUGGAAUAAAGUGCGAAAUGUGAUCAAGACACGCCGCGUUCGAGCGUGUCGCGAAUCUGUGCAAUCGAUAGUGCGUAUAAUUGAUUGUUAAUUAAUUACACGAUUAUAUUGAUCUACCUUGAAUUCGAUUAAUAAGUGAGUGAGUGAAUAUUGAAAUUAUCUGACACCGCGAUAGAUUUGAUUAAGAUAUACAGUGAGAGACAUUAUCAUACCAAACAAAAUAAAAUGGUUGUACCGUUAACUUCUCUUUCGUUUUCCAAAUUGCUUGCUGUUCGAGAAUCUAAUUUAUUUAGACUUUAGGCCGUUGCAAAAUCCACAAGACGCAAUGCGCCGUGACAGCGUGACAGCGUGACUCUGCGGCGGCUACGGGUUCAAACGCAUUUCAAGAGCGAUGCUGCUUUGACGCUUUCGCGUCAAUUAAUCUUUCCACGAUCCAAUUAUUCAAUUACCGUCUAAAGCAAUUGACGAUAAUUAACAUAACGUCAGAGGAACGCACAAGGAAUCGAAGGCAUCCCAAUCUCGCCGUUGGUUCGCGUAACCAAAGUCGUCUAUGCUCACAAUCAGAUUAAUCAAUACUCAUUGCUAGUAUCAUAUUUGGAGUUGUUAUGAGAAAUGUGGAAAUGUGCGCCACGCGACGCGACGCGAGGAUACGCAUUGCAUAUACGACUCACCACUUGCGAUUGCUAAUUGCUUACGGUUGCGGUUACCAAUUAAAUUGCUUAAUAAAUGUGGAAAUCGUUUUGGUGCCCAAAUCUUUAGACUUGUUCUUGAAAUUGAUCAAUCGUCGCGUAAUCGGAUCGCGCGAUUAAAUCAAUAAACCACCUUUCGAAAAUCUAGAUUUACCAAAAUAACGAAGAUAGUUUUUUCCGCGAUAAUAAAAGUAAAUAAAUUAAAAUAUAAUAAACAAUUUCGGAAAGCUGGAUAUUUUAUAAAUAAAAAUUAGGAAAUAAAUCUCUGAUUGCGAUUCAUUCUUCCACGAUUUUUAGAAAGUAAACGAACUUGAUGACUACGAUGCAACAGUUUUCAUUUAGAUAUUAUAAAAUUUACUAUGACAAGUUUUUUAUUUUAUUUAUAUUAAUUUUAAAUUUUACUUAUAGCCAGUGAAAAUGAUUUUGAGUUAACGUAGACUAUGUGUGGGCAUGUAACGUAUACAUACGUUAAUCCGUUCUUUCGUCAUGCAUAGUAACAUGCAAAAAGUAAUACGAGUCAUGUAUAUAUACGUAUUCGUAUGUACAUACAUACGUCACUUUUCGGAGCGUCACUUUUGACAUUUUCUCUGAUCGAGAUAUCUUGAUCGACUCACGCGUCACGCGUGCGACAAAUUUGUCAUUAAGAUUCCUCAACGUAUCAUAAAAUGAGACACCGCUUACAGAUAUAGUAAUGUAAAGUUGAUAUUACCAAGCUAACGAAUCCAAAGUGACGUAGAUAAGAAAAUAGUCAAAAUAGAGCGAAUGCCGAUUGCCGACACCUGACCUGAAAUGAGUGCGCGAUGACCGCGACAGAAAUCGAACGCGCACACUUUCUAUAUGCUGCAGCUGAGCUGUAAGCCCGGUAGGCGGUUAAGCGAAAGUGUAACGGCUAACGGCACUUGGAGUAAGGCAUACAUUCAUCAGGUUUCAAGUUUCAAGCGAUAUCGCUUUUAAGGUCGUUUAUCGAACAGUGAAUGUGAUGGGUCACGUCAUUCGUAAGUCGAGUCAUUCGACUUAUUGUUAUUGUUAGUAAGAAAGAAUUAACAAUCGUCUUAAACGUCACUAAACAGCACUAUGCAUUAGACACUAACAAAUCUAACGAUAAGGAUUAGAAGAGGUGGAGACAGAGGCUGAUCGGCUGAAGGAGUCAAUCGCUUUCAAUAUCCAUUUCCAAAUUAAAUAACUUUGAUCUUACAAUAAUACUAUAAAUCUUAAAUACCUAUAUGCCCUGCUUUUAUGUAUCUUAUACAUGAAGAUAAAUACUAAUAAAAUAGUUUCUUCUCUUAUUUUUUAUAUCUUGUCUUGUCUUAUCUCUUUAUUUAUCUUUUUCAUACAUUUAUAUUUAUAUUUAUACGGAAGAACAUAUAAAAUAUAAAGACGGUUUUGCGAAAGAUUUUCGUUUCUCUAAAUCUUUUCGUCAUUUUGUUUUUUACUUGUUCGCUUUUGGCGGCUCCGGUUGAACUCUCAUUAGUCAUUGCCCUCUUCAUGGCUGACCCGUCCCAUUGAUCCCGUCGAUCUCGACUAUUGAAUCUAUUGAUCGACGACUCGAGAUUGAAUUUAAAUCUUUCUCUCUCCAGCGACGAGCAACAACAACGAGGAUUCCUUCUUUUCGUAUGUAUGAUCGAUAAUCUUUUACUGUUUACACGAUGCGUGCAUUCUCUAUUCCCAAUCUAUCUCUCGAGUGAGGGAAAAUUAUGACAGUCAAGUGAUAAGACAUCGCCAAGGUUGUUGGCGAACAAUUCUCGUUGUUGCGUCCAUUUGUCCAUUACCUGUUAUCGCUUAAUCACCAACGAACGAUACAACAGUAGUCCGAUAGCCGGCUAAAAAUAUUUGUCGUGAAUCACGCUGUGGAACAUAAUACAAUUGUAACGAGACUUUUGUUUUUGUUCUUUUCAACUUUUCAUUCAACCAUUAAGCAUUUACAUUUAGAUUUAGAAAGACCAAACAACGACAUUUAUUCUCUUUUUCAGAACCAGAUAAAUUAAAAUAUUUAUAGAAUUAAAUAUUAAUAAGAUGAGAGAAUGAAAAUGUUAAUAAUAUAUAGGUAAGGAAUGAAGAAUAAUCUUCAAUCCUUGAAAGCAAACUCGAUUACUCGAUUACAGAAGCAAAAGCUCCGCGCCUCCAUGUACAGAUAAAACUUGUGCGAAUUCGCCAAUACGAUAACUUGCGUGACAUUAGACAUUAUCCAUAGACAUGUUAUCAGUCAAUGUCGAAUCGAGUUUUCUAUUUUGCAGCUAUACCGUAUCCUGUCAUGGCACCUGUCCCUGAUUGAGAGAUUUAAUCUAUCAAAUGUUCUUCUUGCAACUUAAUCUUAUAUCUCGACAAGAAAUAAAAGAAAAAAAGAUGUAUACGUAACUCUUAUUACUCUUAUUACACACAAAACGUAUUAUUUUAAUUAAUCUCAUUGUCUCAGUGCAACAAAGAUUUAACUUGAAAUCUUCUCCGCUAUCUCAAAGACAUGGUGCAUCGCGACAGAGAUCAGAAGCUAGACGCAUCCUAACUAAGGUAUGCGCCUAUAUAGCUUCUGAUCUCUCGGAACGAGAGACUGCUUUAUACUCUUUAUAGACACAGACAGGUAGCAACUAGCAUGUAGGAAAUACCACGACUUUAUUAGUGGUAUGUCAAUAAAAAAAUUGUUACCAAGUUCUCUCGAUGGCGAGAGACCUUGAAAAGAGCGUGCCGCUCGAAAGCUCUCAACUUUGAUCUCGAUCGAAUAGUUGGAGGUACGUCUCCGCGGACUCCGAGGCCAACUCCGAGGACGACAACCCCAAUGCUUGUGGUGCAAAUGGCUGGACCAGCCAAACGUUGCAAUGGAAAGAGGUGAUGAAGAAAGCUUCGUGAUCUCGAGACCGAUGGCCGAGUAGGCCUGACAGAAUUGGAUAGAAGAUUGCGGAUUUUUUGGAAGCGAAAACGGACGGACGCAGCGCACGCUAGGUAGACAGGCGAGUAAACAAGUAGACGAGUAGACGACGACCGACGGGCGACCGGCGACGACGACGACGUGGAGGAACAUUACGGCUUACGGCUGCCAGUGCCGUGUAGCGUGGCUGGGAAAACCCAGGGUAUAUGUACGGCGUAUUAAUAGCCAAGUAUAGAGCAGUGGUGGGGCCGCGGUUGCUCGCGGGUGAAAAUAGAAAAGAAUGUUUUUGGAAUCCAAUUGGACUUGGUUGGCAGAACGAUGGGGCAAUAUGGCCGACUUGGCCGAGCGGGUGGACGAUCUGAUAUGCAGUUUCGACUCGACUGGUGAAACGACCAUGGAUACCCUGUCGAUGCUGAUAUUCGGCUGGAUGUUGUUCGGUCUGGUGGUGUUGUGCGUUGGCAAAUACGUGUACAAUCGUUUUGUACUAAACGAGCUCACCGCCACCACUGCUGCUGCCGCCGCCGCCGCCGCCGCCGUCGCCUCAUCAUCAUUGUCGUCAUCGUCGUCGUCGUCGUCGUCGCUGCAGCUCGGCAAGGAUGGUCAUGCCCGUCACGAUGAGAGUGUCGUGACGACGGGUGCCGCUGGUACCAUCAUUGGAAAACUGUUCGACAAAUCGAAAUCGGUGUCACCGUCCUCGUCAUCGCUCGCGAGGGCUGGUACCGGUGGUGCAGGUGGCGGCGGUGGUACCGUUAGUGGCGGCGGCGGUGGUGCCGUUAGCGCUACUGGUGGUGGUAGUAGUGGUGGUGGUGGUGGUGGUGGCGGUGGUGGUGGUGCCGGUGCCAGUGCCGGUAUGGUAGCAGGUGCGAGAUCACCAUCACCGGGAGGUUACGUGCCGCCCACGCCGCCGAUCAGGAAACGUCUGACCCGGAAGACCUCCGGUGCCCUCAUCAGCCCGUCUCGAAGUUCUCGAGCUCUGCAUCUCCCGACCGCGACUGGCGCGGAUGCCGAGGCCGUGCGUUGGGUCAACGAACUGAUCGUGUGGCUUCAUCACGACCUCGUCAUCCUCAACGAGCUCUUGGCCACUUGGGUAGUUUCUCUCAACGAUUUCACCGCUGGCUCUACCGACGAGCACGGAGUCGGCGUCGAAUUUGUUCGCGUACUUCCAGAGACUUAUCCGCCAACCUUGUCAAAUAUUUUCUGCGAAUGCGAUUCGAAGGACGAUGUGACUAUCACAUGCGAUUGCGAGGCUACUCCAGCUUUGCAACUGAAAGCAUUUCGGCAACGAGGGGAUAAGGUGGAGGUUAAUCACUAUCGGGUCAAUGUCAAUCGUUUCCGCGCUCGCCUCAACGUCGUCUGCAUCACCGAGAAGCUGCUGAUCGAUUUGAAAUGCGACGGCUGGCCGGAGGUGAAGAUCUCUCUGGCAGCGGUGGGCACAAUAAAGAAAGACUUGGAUGAAAGCCAGUUGCAAGAAGUGGUGUCGGAAAUUGUAGUGGGUGCCUUGCGAGGCAUCAACGUUCACCUCAAUCUUUCUCAAUAUCCCACGUGUCCUCGAUUAUGGAGAGAGCCGCCUUCUCAGCCAGGCUUCUCAUAUCCUAUACAUUACGACGGUGUAAACGCCUCGAAUUCGAUGGUUCCGCAGCCACCGCAUCAACGCCUUCAAGGACAUACCGCACCCUCGUCAGCACCAAUACAAUAUAUGCCUGGCGAGAGACGUUUGCUCGUGAAGGUUGUGAGGGCUAUCGACCUCGGUGGUCAGCAAGGAGCCGUGGAGCCUUACUGCGUCGUGGAGUUGGAUGAACCCCCGCAAAAGAAUCAAACCUCUAUAAAGAGAGAUACCAAAAAUCCGCUAUGGGAUGAAGCGUUUUUAUUCGACAUAAGCCACAACACGAGCGAGGUGUUAUUAGAGGUGUUCGAUCGUGUCAACAAAAGUCAACGAUUCUUGGGGCUAGGAAUCGUAGGUGUCGAGGAACUCCUCGCAAAUCCGAGCCAGCGGCAGAUCAUACCUCUUCAGGCACGACCAUACGAGGAAGAUGACAUUACAGGCACUCUCACGGUGGAGUUUCUGUUCAUCGAGGGUGCGGAAGUGCCACAAAUUGGGACCAAGCCUUAUAAAGUCAAGGAGACGAUAAAGCCAGUCUCGCCGACCCGUUCCUACAGCCAAACAAAUGUCAUCAGCAGCAAUAGUCUGAACUACAACAACGGUAACAGUACACUUAUCUUGUACGACUCUGCCGCACAGUCGGAAGGGGACUACUUAACGAAUGGCAACGUUGUGGAUUCACCAUAUAAAAGCGGGCAAACAAAUGGUAACAAGGGGACGUUGAUCGUACACAGUCACCAAAGGCAACCGGAGCGACAGAUUGUAAAGGUCACUCUGAUGGAGAAUGGAAACUGGCAAGAGAUAUUCCCGGAGCACGGAGCAAAAGAUGUCAAUGCUAUUUCGGGACCAGAAACCACGCCUAAUUCCUCCAAUUCAGAAGAGAGAGGAAGAACACGAAGAAAACGACGCGAUUUCUUUGGUACCAUAAAGAAGCGACUGAGUCGAUCCAAGACGAGAAGUAGAUCAGUGGGUCCUGAAGGAGAGAUCAAUCAUGAAGAUGCUCAUUCGAGAUCCAUAUCCGCCGACAGAGCUCGCGAUCCUGGCUCUGCUCAUUUAUCGGUACCAGAACAAUCGAGACGAUCGAGUUUGAGCGAAGCCUCGGGUAUAAGCGGAACAUCCACGAGAACGUACGUCAACGAAGCUUCCACGCUCGUUCUUGAGACUCUGGAGAACGGUAUUAAGAAACACUACCUCGUACCACUUUCCCUCGCGCAGAAAAGUAAAUGGAGGAAAAAGGGGACAAAGUUGCACAUAUUUAACGAUCAUACGUUUAUCGCCAAACACAUGGCGGGAGGAACAGUUUGCGAGGUGUGUAAAAGAACCCUCGCACGAAGGCUCGGUAAGCAAGGCUACGAAUGCAGAGACUGUCAGAUGAAGUGUCACAAACAUUGUCAUGUGAAAGUCGACACGACGUGUCCCACAUCCACUAUCCAAAGCAUCGAGUUGUCCUUACUGCCAGUACUGAGCGAAUAGGAUAGGAUGUGCGUCAAGAUUCCGCCACUCGAACGAAAGCCUUCUAUGCUUCUGUGUUCGCGAUAACUGUGUUCGCGGACACGCGUGUUACACGCGCGAUUACAUUUUGGACAUGCGACUUAUUUUUUAAAAUAGACAAAAUAAGACAACGAUGAUUGUAAUCCAUUUCUAAAAGUUUCAUGCCUUUCACAUUUUAGUUCUUCCAUUUCCGAGACGAGGAGAUAAUUUAAGCUACGAUAUAUUCUGCAACGUCAUUAUUCUGCAAAUACAUCAGUUGUUUUACACAAAAAGAUGGAACGUUUACAUUCACACGAACGGAAUUAGAUCUUAAUGCAAAAAAAGUUUGAAUUGAACUUAAUUUAAUUAGGACAUGUCCUACAAUUUAUUAUCUUGUAAAAUUAUUAUUUUGUAAAAAGUAAGUAAAUUACAAACGUGUUAAGAAAAGAUAAGUAUUUAUUCUGCAAAAUUAAAAUUCUCUUAUAUCUUUAGAGUACAAGAGUCAAAUUUUGCAGAAUUAAUUACCAUUUCUACUGUGCUUUAAUUCAGUGAUCUUUUGCAUUGAUCGUCACGUCUUCUAUACGUAAUAGUAAUGAAGCCGAUCUCGAAAUCAGAUUUUGAAAAACACGCCAUCGUAUCUAAUACGCAUAAAACUUACGAAACACUUUCGUCAUCUCUUUCUCUCUCUCUCUCUCUCUCUCUCUCUCUCUCUCUCUCUCUCUCUCUCUCUCUCUCUCUCUCGAUCAUCAUAUAUAAAAGCGUAUUCUGCAAACAAUGGAUGAAUUGAAACUCUUGUUUGCAGGAUGCGCGUCAUGCGGCGGUAUGUGGCGUGUAAAAUUUACCAAUGACUGCGUAAAUUAAUUAAUAAAAUAACGAUAUUAAUGAUAAACAGUAAAAAUAUAAUCACGAUAACAAUCCUUCUGAUAGUAAUAACUAUGAGAAUAACAUUAGUCGUAAUAACAGUAGCGGAAACGGUAUAGCGAAAAAUGGCAAAAAUGCAUCAGGUUAUUACAGUCAACUCUUCUACAUUUGUUUAACUUUCACUUACAUUUAGCACAAACAUUUUUUAUCCGUAUCUGUAUAAUUUUGCCUUCAUGCAAAAACGCGUGUUUACGCGAUUUACGCAUUAUCAGAAAACGACGAGGCUGUAUUAUUUUGGAUUAUCGCGUUCACGCGACGAUGAAAGUCAAGUCAUCUUAAUAAAAAUUCUAUCGAAUGUACGUAGAUAAAUGCGAAUAUACAUUGCAGAUCCAAGUACAUAUUUGAAUACAUAAGUAAGAGUCUAUGGUGUAAUUUAACGAGUGGUGUUAGAAAUUUUUCUUUCCAAGAAAUAUAUCCAAUACCAGCUUACGGUAUAACAACGAUAUAUAUUUUUUACACAUUUAUUCAUAUAAGAAAAGGUAAAGCUAGCCAACUCUUUUAAAAUAUUUUAUGAAUAUAUCAAGAUUUACUCGAUUAUUAAUAACACAUUAUUUGCAAUCUAUUGUAAAUAAUAUUCAAAUUCUUUCCAUUUUAAUGCAUUUUUAAAAAUUAUUAAUAUAAUUGCAAGAUGUGAGGAAACCUGGGUAAUUGGACGUGAAAAAUAUAUAUGGUAAAUCCAUAUGUAUAAACAAUACAUAUGUAUAUAAAUCUUUAGAGUCUCAACAAUUUUCUAUUACUUAUAUACAAAUUAAGAGAAAAAAAUAACGUAAGACGCACCAGAAAAACAUUAAAUUACUAUGAUGAGUUAUAUGCUUAGAUUUAUAUAUCUCUCUAUAACGAACAUCGUCGGAGUACAAAAUGCAAUCAAAAUGCAAACAGAAUUAAAUCAACGUGAAGCUUAAGCACUUUAACGAUAUAUCGAUAUACAUAUAUUAUAUAGCGAUGUAUUUACACAUAGAAAUGUGAUCUUAUUGUUAGAAACUAAUUUUUGGCAAAAAGUUUAACGAGAUGAAAGCAAACAUGAAUUAUUUCCUUUAUUGUGUAUUUUUGUAUUUAACAUUCUAAACAAUGUACACGCAGCGUCGCAAUUUCACUGACAAUGUUCUGUGUAAUCACAACUAAUUGCUAGCAAACCCCACUGACGAGUUUCGUAGUCAGGGAACGAAUGGUGCUAAAUAGAAAGCGGCAAUUAUAUACAAAUGCGAUCAUAUCGCGUCGAUCGUUAAUUUGUUAAUCUCCAAUACGCAUAUACGCAUACGCAUACAAUAUAGGUACAUACAUCGAAAAAUACGCAUAAAAUAAUCAUAUUAUAUAAAUCGAAUCGAAUUCGAAUUCAAUUUUUCCUGUAUAUACUGUAAACAGAUUUAUGAUGACGAGACACUCCGUUUCACGCGCGAGUUGUAUCCACGGGCGAGUACAACUUUUUGAGUUUAGAAUGGGAGAAGUACAGAGAGUUAAGUAACUCUAUACACAUCUACUGCAUUUAUUAAAAAUUUUUAUUCGGAGAAUUAAUAUUGAAGAUAUAUCUAAUAUAACAUAAUUAUUUAACACAUGACA
Molecule: messenger RNA, 9250 nt
Organism: Temnothorax curvispinosus
Lineage: Eukaryota; Metazoa; Arthropoda; Insecta; Hymenoptera; Formicidae
Exons: 17
Coding region: 3983-6775 (930 amino acids)
Source: RefSeq, a predicted model, not a curated record